Messenger RNA from Capsicum annuum, 1608 nucleotides. Its product is annotated as DEAD-box ATP-dependent RNA helicase 24. NCBI's taxonomy places the organism in Eukaryota, Viridiplantae, Streptophyta, Magnoliopsida, Solanales, Solanaceae. The record is from RefSeq and is a predicted model, not a curated record.
AACCCUCUGUUUUCCUCAAACUAACAUAGCUAGCUGGUCGCAAUUUUUCACCCUAGCAUCAUCGGGUAGAUACAUAAUGAAACGGUGAGGGAUGCGUAGCUUUGCCAAUUGUAUGCAGCUUUGUCAAUUGUAUAAGAGUUUUCUCCACUGUUGUGUCUUCUUCCUUGGGUUACUGCAGAUUUGCCCUAAUCUCUAUUUAUCUCUGUUGAACGAGAAUUAAGGUAUGCUUUCUAUUCCAUAUAUAUGCAGAAAACCAUCUUUGUACCUUGAAACAAAGCAACUAGUAGCGUUCAAGUGAUCUACUUUGGUGUUCACCAGGUGAGUUCCAAGCUUCCGCCAUAAAGAUGGAAUUCGACUCUCCAUGUCCUUCCCAUUUGUGAAAGAAAUUAGACUAGAAAGGGUUUAUUUUAAAUGUGUCUAGCAGGCUGUACUGCCUAGGAACUUGUAGUGCCAUGUUCCAUGCAGUGUAAAAUAGAACAAAAAUAGAAAGUAGAUCUAUGUUGGCAAAUCGAGAUAAUUUUAACCACAACAAUAAGGCCAUUUCUUAUGUAGAACAUUUUUAAAAUAGCAUGUUUGUAGAGUGAGUUUUAGAUGUUUACUGGGUGCUUCCACCUGUGGUUGGUCCUUCAUUAACUCAUCAGAUGAGAUAUGAUCCGGCUCGUGCAUCAAGUCCUAUUGUUGAAGAUGGCAGGAUAACUUGUUUCUAAGGCUUAGUUUAUCUAGACUGGAUGCAUCUGUAUUCAAUCGUUACACUCAAAUGGUCUAUCUUCAGGUGUCAUAAGAAUGAGAUUUUUGGUUGCCGCUGUAUAUAGGUUUUAGUUUGAGCCUCAGAUAUGGUUCAUUAUUGGUCAAAUUAAACCUGGUCGCCAAAUAUUGCUCUUUUCAACUUUUAUGCCCCACAAAGUUAAAAAGCUUGCUAGAGAAACAUUGAUGGAUCCUGUGAGAGUUACUGUUGUGACAUUAAUGAGGAUAUUAUACAAAUAAUUGAAGUGAUUCCUUCAGAUACUGAAAAUUGCCUUGGCUUUUGGAAAAGCUUCCUGGACUGAUUGACAAUGAUGAUGCUCUUUUCUUUGCUUCAAAAAAGGAAAUAGUAGAUGAUAUUGAAUCCUAAUUGGCUCAGAAGGGAUUUAGGUUGUAGCUCUCUAUGGUGACAAGUAUCAAGUUUCUCGUACAGAGACACUGCAAAAAUUUAAAUCUGGCAUAUAUCACGUUCUUAUUGCAACUGAUGUUGUUGUUCGUGGUCUUGACAUCAAAUCACUUAAGUCAGUGGGGAACUAUGACAUAGCUAAAGAUAUGGGCAUGCAUGUUCACUAUAUUGGGAGAACAGGUCGAGCCUGUGACAAAGAUGGAACAACCUACACUCUUAUUACUCAUAAGUUAUAUGGAAGCACGCUUUGCUGGUGAACUGGCAAACAAUUUGGUUGCUGCUGGUCAAAAUGUGUCCAUGGAACUAAUGGACCUUUCCAUGAAGGAUGGGAGGUUCUGGUCCAAAAGGGAUGCAAGAAAAAGAGGCGGAGAAAGGGCCAAAGGAAGGGGAGGAGGAAGCAAUAGAUAUGUACGAGGUGUGGAUUUUGAUCUAGGUAUUGGAUACAAUCCUGAAUCAAAUAA